UUUACCGUCGCGUCAGCAAAUAAGAUAAUUACAUUAUAUCAAGUUGCCAGUCAUAUCUUCCUUUAUGACAUCAGUUCACAGAGAGGAGCGAGUAAACAAGUUGUGCUAUUCCUUGGAUAAUAUUCCUCGUAGUUUCAUUCAACUUGGCACAUAUGAUAAGAAAUAUUAAAUUUAAUAUAAUAACGUAAACACCGUUUUUUUUAUUCAUUGUUCAAAAAUGCGUUUAGAAAUACCGAUUUUCACGAGAUGCUGUUGCUGUUUCCCUUUGCGUCGUGGAAUUAUUAUUCUGGGAUAUUUAAGCUUGGUGUUUGCUGUUUUUGUAAUUUGGAUGGAAACACAAAUGACAGAGAACUGGUCGGAUGAUACCUUGACCUUAUUCAGAGGUGCAACCUUCUCUGUUCAAAGAUGGUUACCAAUUUUCUUGUAUUGUAUUGAAAUUGGAUUUAUAUUAAUUCUGCUGGUGGGAGCUCAUACGAGGAGACCUACCCUAAUACGUGUGUAUUAUUACUAUGGAAUAACGACGACUGCUGCAGCGUUGGCUGUCUACCUGCUCACUAUGCCGAGGAGAGAGCAACGCUUCCCCAGCUACUACCUUAUCGACAUAAGCACUAUGUUUAUUGGACUAGUGGACGAGUCGACGCCGCGCGACACUACCCUGAACGCGUACCUGCGCUACACGCUAGCGCUGCCGGGCACUAAGGCUAUGUGCCAUGAAGGCGGUUGCGGAGCAUGCAUUGUGUCUGUGCGCGCUCGGCGCGCUUCGGGCGCUACGGAGACGUUUUCUGUCAACUCCUGUUUGGUGCUGGUAUUUUCCUGCCACGGCUGGGAGAUCACGACGAUCGAAGGCGUGGGUAACCGGCUCACCGGCUACAGUGACGUGCAGAAACGCAUCGCAGCUUUUAAUGGAAGCCAGUGCGGCUACUGUACGCCGGGAUGGGUCAUGCAUAUGACUAGUCUGCAGGACAAGCACCUAACGAUGGCAGAACUGGAGCGGUCCUUCGGCUCCAACACCUGCCGCUGUACUGGCUUCAGACCCAUCCUGGAUGCCAUGAAGUCCUUUGCUAUAGACGCCAGCGCGGACCUCUGCCAGAAGGUGAACGACAUCGAAGAUCUCAAGAUUUGCAGCAAAACCAACUCCAUCUGUGAACGCCGCUGCUCCGGAUUCAGCGAGGGCAGUGACUGGAGCGUCAUCAGCGACCACAUGGAGUUAGAAAAGAAGAAGAUCGAGAAAAUAAUCUCUUUCACUUUUGGGAACCAGAAGUUUUUCAAAAUUUUUGACGAGGACGACGUGUUUGAUCUGCUGAACAAGUAUGGCGUGGAUUCGUAUAUGUUUGUGGAUGGUAAUACCGGGAAAGGAACGGUUGAGACAUUCGAAUAUCCCCGAAUCUUAAUAGACAUCAGUGCAGUAAAGAGUCUGAAAAAGUACGAAUUUGACCAGAAUUUGAUACUUGGCGCUAACAUGGCACUGGAAGAUUGCAUAACUCUAUUUAAAGAAACCGCAAAGUCUCAAACUGAAUUUUCGUAUUUGGCUGAAUUUGUAAAACAUUUAGAGCUUGUAGCACACAUUCCCGUUCGAAAGAUUGGUUCCUUGGCCGGUAAUUUGAUGUUGAAGCACGAGAACCCUGCAUAUCAGUCCGACGUGUUUCUGCUUUUGGAAGCGGUUGGAGCUGUCGUGGUCAUCAAGCGGAGUAACGGGAAUAAGAAAAGUCUUUCGCUGUUAGAUUUUUUGAAGUACGACAUGCGGGGUGUGCUUAUGGUGGCCAUAGAACUGCCUCCAUUGAGCAGCAAACAUGUGUUUAGAAGCUAUAAGAUAAUGCCCCGAAACCAAAACGCCUUAGCCAUCGUCAACGCAGCGUUUCUCUUCAAAAUCAACCCCAAAACGAAGGUCAUCGAAGAUGCCGUCAUCUGCUAUGGAAAUAUUUCUCCCACAUUCGUGCAUGCAAAAGGCACUGAGGCGUUUUUAAAAGGGAAAAUGGUGUUCAACAAUGUGACCUUGCAGGCUGCCAUCAAGAUUUUGAGCAAAGAAAUCGUGCCUAAAUAUGAUCCGGCACAACCUUCUAGUGAUUUUAGGAAGAAGCUGGCCAUUGGUUUGUUUUACAAGGUGAUCUUAAAUAUCUGCCCGCCCAACGCGCUCAACCCUCGCUACCGCUCAGGCGCCACCCUUGUCCAGCGGCCUUUAUCCCACGGCAACCAGGAGUUUCAGACUGACUCCUCACUGUACCCGCUCAACCAGCCCGUGACUAAGCUCGAGGCCGUGAUCCAGGCGGCAGGCGAGGCCAAAUACGCCAACGACAUCCCGCCCAUGCCGAGGGAGGUGUUCGGGGCCUUCGUACAAUCCACUGUGCACUCGGGGGAACUCGUGUCGGUUGACAGUCGUGAUGUCUUGGAUAUAGAAGGAGUUAUAGCAGUGUACACCGCCAAAGAUAUUCCUGGCGUAAAUUCCUUCACCGUACCAGGGUUCCAACUGCUAGAUGAGGAAGAAGAAAUAAUCGCCAGCAAAAACAUCUUAUUCUACGGCCAACCCGUGGCGAUCGUCAUUGCCACCUCAGAAGAAUUAGCUGUUAAAGUCGCCAAGAAUGUAAAAGUGACUUAUAAAAAUGUUCCAUCAUCAGCUCCCGUGCUAACUAUAGACCAGGCAAAGAAGGAUAGUAAGAGAUACGUCCCAAACGACUCAGCCGCUAUUAAGCCUAAAGGGAAAGGGGAUGAUGUGAAGAAGGUGAUAAAGGGCGUAUAUGAGAUAGAGGGGCAGUACCACUAUUACAUGGAGCCGGUGACGUGUGUUGUGGUUCCGGUGGACCAGGGGCUGGAGGUGUAUGACUCGACGCAGUGGAUGGACCUCACGCAGAGGGCUAUAUCGCGAUGCUUGAAUAUUAAUGAGAGCGAUGUCCAUCUGAAAGUCCGUCGUAUCGGCGGUGGCUUCGGCGGUAAGAUCAGCCGCAAUGUCCGCGCGUCAACAGCUUGUGCGCUAGCCGCCAAACUGCUCAACACACCCUGCCGAUUCAUAGUGCCGCUGCAGACCAAUCUGGCCACGGCUGGCGGGCGACUGCCCUGCCAGUGCGAAUACGAGGUGGGCGUAAAUGAUGAUGGCAAGAUUCAGUACUUGAAUGCAACAAUCGUCGAGGACAAUGGUUGUUCCAACAACGAGACUGUCCUAUCUUACGCUACUUCGGGCUUUACUAACUGCUAUGUGCCCGACUACUUUGACGUCAAGAUGGCCGCUGUCACGACGGAUACACCGUCUAAUACUUUUGCGAGAGCACCAGGCACUUCCGAGGGCAUGGCCUGCGUUGAACACAUCAUGGAACAUAUCGCCUUCGCAGUCCAGAAGGACCCGACCGACGUGCGCAUCGCCAACAUGCGUACCGAUGACAAUGACCUCCCCACGCUCAUUGAGAUGUGGAAGAAGGAAACCGACUACGAAAAACGCCUACAAAGCAUCCAGGAGUUCAACAAAGCUAAUCGCUGGAUGAAAAAAGCCAUUAAAAUCAAUAUAAUGAGUUUCCCAGUAGAAUAUUAUGGGAAUUAUUCGGCCAUGAUAUCGAUUUAUCGAGGAGAUGGCACGGUGACUGUGACCACGGGGGGAGUUGAAAUGGGCCAAGGCGUCAACACCAAAGUUGCCCAGGUUGUCGCUUACAAACUAGGAAUACCGCUGGAGAUGGUUACCGUCCUCCCGAAUUAUUCAUUCACGGCUGCAAAUAAUGUAUUUUCUGGUUCUAGUAUUGUCAGUGAGUGCGUUUGUUACUCUGCUCUCAAAUCAUGUGAUACUCUGAUUGAGAGACUGCAGCCUCUUCGGGAAAAAAUGUCGAGCCCAUCUUGGAGUGCGUUGAUCAAGCAGGCUGGGGAUGAUCAGAUCGAUUUGACAGCGACCUACAUGAUGACUGACAAGGAAAGCGACUUGACUGCGUACAGUGCGUUUGCUGUGGCCAUUUUGGAAGUUCAGUUGGACGUCUUGACAGCUAGAUAUGAGAUCUUGCGCUGCGAUAUAUUAGAAGAUGUCGGAUUGAGCGUGAAUCCAACUAUUGAUAUUUCACAGGUGGAAGGCGCUUACGUUCAAGGCCUAGGUUACUUCACUACGGAAAAACUAAUUCGAGAUCCGCAGACCGGUCGGCUGCUCAGCAACCGUUCCCUCACCUAUCACGUGCCUCUGGCCCUGGACAUACCUGCAGACUUCAGGGUUAAACUGAGGUUCAACUCCAAGAACACAACCGGAGUAUUAGGCUCUAAAGCGGUAGGGGAGAUGGGAAUUUGCACGGCGCAUGGCAUCACGCACGUGCUGAGGCAGUGCAUUCACGAAUCCAGAAGAGACUCAAAAUACGAUACCACGAACUGGAUCAAUAUUGAUGUUCCAUACGACGCGGAGUCAAUUAUGAAAGCUCUAGAUGUCCAGCUGGAAGAAUUUCUUAUUACAUAAGUAAUAACUAGUCGUCAAAGCGGACCCCAGGCUUCCAUGAGCCGUGGCAAAUGCCGGGAUAACGCAAGGAUGAUGAUGAUGAUGAUAGGUAAUAACUAAUGAGGCCAUCGAUCGGUACAAAUAUUUAGUAUAGUCAGAAAAUAUUUUUAGUAUAAUACCUGAACCUAACCUACCUUUGUCACUAUUACGAGUACAUACACCGUGUCUUUAUUGAAUUCCGUUAACUUAGACAUAUGCUUAGAUCCAUUAUAGGAAACAGAAUAGCAUAAGUAGUUAGUUUUUUUUUAAUUCGUAACCUUUUUGCCUGCGAUAGAUGUUACAUCAAUAAUUGCUGUUAAGAAACGGGCUUUGUCUUCGAUAUGCGAUUGACACGUCAUUGUUUUGACACUUACUUAGUGUGAUUUAAUUGUAAAGCCCGUUUCUCAAUCGGCAAUUAAAGUAACAUCUAUCUAUGUAUUAUGAUUAUCCCAU
This is a messenger RNA of Leguminivora glycinivorella, 4882 nucleotides long. Its product is annotated as aldehyde oxidase 4-like. The record is from RefSeq and is a predicted model, not a curated record. Bases 218 to 4411 code for a protein of 1397 amino acids. Gene Ontology annotation, molecular function: FAD binding; oxidoreductase activity; 2 iron, 2 sulfur cluster binding. NCBI's taxonomy places the organism in Eukaryota, Metazoa, Arthropoda, Insecta, Lepidoptera, Tortricidae. The transcript is spliced from 20 exons.